UGUCAACACAUGCACGUUAAUCGCAUGGUGAACGGAGUGUGUCAAAACAUUGAGGAAAUAAAUAACAAGAAAUGGGUCGAAAAAUACCAGCAAGGAAGCACCACGGUGUUCGUGAUCCUAUUAAACAAAACCAACAAAGAUUAGCACUCAUAAAAGACAAAAUCAACAAUCCGCCGGAAAAGCAGGACUUUCAGAAAGUGUCUCAUAAACUAGCGAAUUUCAUCAAAUUGAAAGAAGAGGCCAAAUCCGGUAAUUUUAAACUGAAAAGACCAAAGGAUGAGGAAGACAAACCAGAAAACUACACGAAAAAGCCGAAGCAACAGAAACAAGCUGAUCGCCACAGCAAGGAACUGCCGUCAAUUCACCGAUAUCAAAAUGAAAGCGACGAAGAUUAUCUGCGUCGUGUUAACCGGAUAACGCGAGAAUCGAUACAAGAGUCGCAGUUCGAGGCUAAAUACGGCGUCGAAGUGAUUCGAAAUCGGAAAACCGGCGAAAUUAAACUGAAGAAGCGGCCCAAAGACGAACUGGAAGAGCAGAUGAAAAAGGCUCGGAAGGACAGUGCUAUGGGCGACAAGAAGAAAGAUAAGAAAAUCGAAGUGAAGAUCACCCCAGCCGAGCAGAAGAAGCUGGUUAAAGAAAUGAUAGCCCAGCGGAAGGAGAAGGAUAAACAGAACAAGCCACUGCCAGAAUACAACAAAGAUGAAAUUAAAUUCGGCGAGGUGGCACAUUGUCCUCCACAGUUGACGACCCCAAGGAAGGCUACAAAGAGCGAUACAGUACCACGGCCUGGCAAGAAGAAUUUACUGUUGCACUCGGUUAUUUCUGGCGCUGUUGAGAAAGAGCAACCGAAAGCAAACAAAGCUACAAAGCUUCCCAGUUUUGAUCUUAAAGGAAAACGCAAAGAAUUGCCGAUGGCCACCAGACAAAUGAUUGAGAAUCAACAGAAAAAUGUUGUUGAAAUGUACCGACAGUUGAAGAAGAAAAAUAGAACCGAAAUGUCGUGAGAUAAUUCGUGAAGCAAA
Molecule: messenger RNA, 1022 nt
Organism: Bradysia coprophila
Lineage: Eukaryota; Metazoa; Arthropoda; Insecta; Diptera; Sciaridae
Cellular component (GO): nucleus
Source: RefSeq, a predicted model, not a curated record